AUGGCGACCCAAAAGCUGCGACACCUCCGCCUCAACCAUGUUUUUCUCUCCCUCGCAGAACUACGACAACUUAAACUGCCGCGAGAGUCCAUCGUCCUGUCCAAUAUAUGGCUUCGGAACGGCACCUGGGUGAAGGCACUGUCGUUGUUGCGGCGGAAAUUCUCCGAACUUAGCAACCCAUCUGCGUCAAGACUAAUAAAUCCUAGGGCAGGCCUGCUCGAAUUCCUGGGGCUUGCACAGUACGCAGACCUCUUCGAAGCCCCACCGCCGCCUGAUAGGGGUACCCCGAUCGAGAAAUACCUGUUGGGGAUAAACGAUGUCAACCACUUACAAGUCCUGAUGGAGCCAGACGGACCUAGCAGUGAUGAGGACAUGUAG
Molecule: messenger RNA, 378 nt
Organism: Anthostomella pinea
Lineage: Eukaryota; Fungi; Ascomycota; Sordariomycetes; Xylariales; Xylariaceae
Source: the annotation of a GenBank genome assembly